UUCUUUAACGAUCCGCCGUAAAAUAAAAACGAACAAGUGUUUCCAAGUGUUCUUCGCAAAUUGUUUUAUUCUUCUCUUUAAUUUUGUGUCGUAUGAAACGACUAUACAAGACGCUGUUUUUAGCGCGUGUACAUUCUCCCAAGUGGAAAUCUACGUUAUCCCACGAUGACAUGCGCUAUUAAAUCGACUUAUAAAUGGAACUGAUAAAACCAGAUAUUGUUCAAUCUCGAUCUCUGCGGUCGUACAUCUCGGUCUGAUCGUGCGUCCCACUUUUCUCGUGAACAGUGAACGAACGUGCCACGAGAUUCUGAUUGCAUAGGACUCCAUGACCAAAGCCAGAGAUACAGACCAACAAUAAAAGGAGGGGGAAAGCUUUUUGACAAGUAAUAAGAAGAAAUGGAAUUACCAAUAAGGUGACGAAUUGUUUAUAGAGUUAUUGUUAAUUUCUCGUAUCCAUGGAGAAUUACACGUCGGACUCCAGUGACUCGGACUCCAAUUCCAAGACAUUGGACUUGUCUUAUUUGAUGCUCGAUACCCAAAUGCUGAACGAUCAUUUCGUCUCUGCGAAAUGUCCGGAGCACGUGGACACUUUGUUGCUUCAUCAAAACCGUUUAAACAGCAUUCCACCGAGUAUCGUCAGAUUUACCAACUUGAACUCGUUGGACAUAUCGAACUGUAAUUUGCAUCGAUUGCCAGAAUUUCUUGGGGACUGUCCCCUGUCAUGUCUGAUAGUCAAGCACAACAAUUUGACGAACGACAGUCUACCCAAGAGUUUCGAGAACUUGAUAGGGCUGCGCGAACUGAAUCUCAGCGGGAAUAGACUGAUCGAUUUCCCUGAGCAGGUUCUCGAGCUCACGGAGCUAAAAUAUUUAUAUUUAGGAGGGAAUCAUAUCACCGAAAUCAGCAAGGACAUUUGGAAGCUGCAAAGACUUCACGUGCUAUCGAUGGGAGGCAACCGAUUAACAGAAGUACCAACGACGUUGGGCCAACUGAAAUCAUUGCAGGCGUUGGUACUUUGCGAUAACAUGUUGGAAAGUUUACCCAGCACCAUAGCAAAUCUAGCCAACUUGAAAUCGCUGUUGCUUCACAAGAACAGGCUGAGAACCCUACCAACUGAAAUUAUCACGUUAAAGUGUUUAACCGAGUUAUCGUUAAGGGACAACCCGCUUGUAGUCAGAUUCGUAUCAGACAUGACGCAUAAUCCUCCGUCGCUGUUAGAGCUCGCUGCCAGAGUAAUUAAGACCAUUGACAUUCGGUACGAUGAAAAGUGCAUACCGCGAAAUCUGGUGGAGUAUCUGAAUUGUGGACAUUGCUGCGUCAAUCCAAAGUGUAAAGGUGUAUUCUUCAACAACCGAGUGGAGCACGUAAAAUUCGUCGAUUUCUGUGGUAAAUACCGUCUGCCUUUGUUACAGUACCUCUGUAGUAGAAAAUGCAUCGAAUCGCGGGACGGGGACGAAGUAGUUAGCGGUGCAAUGAUAAGGAAGGUUCUCCUUGGCUGAUCACUGUUGGCCACUACUUUAUCGCGAAGAAUUUUAAUUACGCGUUUAGAAAAUGUUCAUCCACGGGGAAGCGAAAGAAUUACUCGAUUCUAUUGGUCUCGAAUUCGAAUCCAGGUUACUGCUUUAAUUGAUUAAGGUAUCCAGAUCGUCGAAAGAUUGUGGUUACUGCGUGUACAUCGACAAGUGUUUAAGUAAACGGCAAUUCUCGAUUAGACGAGUUAACUUGAGCAAAGGUGUUAAGGCGCGCCAAGGCCACAGGUAGUUUCAGCACCGACGAAACAGCGAAAUACUCGUUUUAAAGGACGUGGUUUCCAUUUACGAAGCUAGGAGGAUUAUUAACCAGGACCUCUGGCGUAAAUAGAGCGAUAAAAGCCUCGACGAUCUCGCGUUGCACGAGAUAACACGUGUCUAUAUUUACCAUUUAUACUUUCUCAAAUAAACGUCUUUUUAGAGUUCA
Colletes gigas is the source of this 1956-nucleotide messenger RNA. Its product is annotated as leucine-rich repeat-containing protein 58. The record is from RefSeq and is a predicted model, not a curated record. The transcript has 5 exons. Lineage: Eukaryota; Metazoa; Arthropoda; Insecta; Hymenoptera; Colletidae. Gene Ontology annotation, molecular function: protein binding. Bases 456 to 1499 code for a protein of 347 amino acids.